Molecule: messenger RNA, 1051 nt
Organism: Tribolium madens (black flour beetle)
Lineage: Eukaryota; Metazoa; Arthropoda; Insecta; Coleoptera; Tenebrionidae
Product: probable H/ACA ribonucleoprotein complex subunit 1
Exons: 3
Coding region: 276-902 (208 amino acids)
Biological process (GO): snoRNA guided rRNA pseudouridine synthesis; ribosome biogenesis
Cellular component (GO): box H/ACA snoRNP complex
Molecular function (GO): box H/ACA snoRNA binding
Source: RefSeq, a predicted model, not a curated record
CUAAUGUCCAUACUCUUAAUAUGAUUUUUAAAAAGCCGCAAAUUAUUUUUAAUAAUGAGAAUAUUUCCAAGUUUGAAAUAGAUGUUAAUGUGAAACAAUCACUUUAUUAAUUUUUCGGUUCUUCGUAAAUUGCUUAAAGUUAUGUCAUGUCGUGUUGAUCGUAAUAGAGGUUAUGUCGCUGCACCUGUAUAGAAAACAACAUUGAACCACGUGUUUAACGUUAACUUAUUAGAAACAACUUCUGUGGUUCUGAAUUUUUUGGAUAGUGAAAUAAAAUGUCUUUUCGUGGUCGAGGCGGUGGCGGCGGCUUUGGUGGACGUGGCCGUGGUGGUGGCGGUCGAAACUUCGGGGGAGGCGGCGGAAGAAAUAGUUUCGGGGGUCGCGGAGGCGGAAGAAACUUUGAUCAGGGACCACCCGAGAGAGUGAUUCCUCUAGGUUACUUUGAUUACACUGUACAAGAUGAUUUAGUUGCUAAAGUAGAAAUAGAAGACGUUCCAUUUUUCAAUGCACCGAUUUAUUUAGAAAAUAAGGAACAAAUUGGAAAAAUUGAUGAAAUUUUUGGAAAUCUCAGAGAUUAUUACGUAACUAUACGUCUCGGAGAUGACAUAAAAGCUAGCAGUUUUAAGAAGAACCAAAAGUUGUUUAUUGAUCCAGCGAAAUUACUACCGCUCCAAAGAUUCCUCCCAAAGCCCCCAGGAUCAGUCCAGAAACGGGGUGGCAGAGGAGGAGGUCGUGGUGGAGGCCGUGGCGGUGGCAGAGGGGGUGGUAAUCGCGGCGGAUUUGGAGGAAGAGGCGGAAAUUUUGGAGGCCGGGGGGGUCGUGGAGGCGGCGGUGGUUUUAGAGGCGGUCGUGGUGGUGGAUUUGGCGGCGGUCGAGGAGGCGGCGGCGGCAAGAGAUGGUAGACUUAAAAUUCUGACCAUUUUCUGGUGCCCAUGUUUUAUUUUUGUGUAUGGCGGUUGUUUCAGAAAGAGUAAUUGAGUGUAUGAAAUUUUUAAUAGGAAAAUAAAUGAAUUUUCAUUUAUGAAAACCAUUAAAAAAGAACAAAUACGAG